AUAUCAUACAAUCCCCACCUUAGCCCCCACACUUAACACAACCAACGUCCUAUUAACACGUACUUCCUUUUCAGUUUUAGACAACAUUUAUUUCGUGACUUUCCAUGUUUAAAAUCCCCUUGGGAACGUCUGCAUUUUCUGAUACAAACAACGCUGUCACCAGCAAUAAUAAUACUUUACAACCCACGUUCGUCCAAACUAUGCAUCCUAGGAGUUUUAGUUUUGAUAGAAUAAAAAGUAAAGUAACAGGGAGGCAUGACGCCACCCUGGAAACCAACACCAAUAGCAACAGACGCAACAGCAUGGCCACGGUUCUGCACCAACCGCAGCAGCAGCAGCAGCAGCAGCAACAAAACCAGCAUCUUGCAUCUCAACCAAGUCCCACGAGACGAGCACAAUCAAUAUCGUUCAUGCCACCACCGACAAGAUCACGCUCCCGAUCCAUAUCGAAAACAAACCAGCCUACGCUUCACUUGAACCCGUUCAAAUCAACCACUAAAGAACUCGUAAAACAAGAAACAGCCCAGAUAAUCCUGAAGAAACUUGUCAAUAUGUUGCUGGAUUUAGGAUUACAGUACCCGAUCCCAUUAAGGACAACCACCCUGGGAUCCCCUUCUAAAUCCAUCAAGAUUUACGUGGCCAACACUAAUGACUGUUUGUACUUACCUCCAGCUAGUUCCACCAGUUUCACCUACGAAGAUGUUGAAAACGGUGGUGCUGUCCCUAUACUUGAAGACGACGACGACGACGACGACGACGACAACGUAUUUGGAUCGAGAGCAUCAGUUGACUCCCCCGUGUUGGGCACAUCCGAGCCGGAACAGCAGCCUACUUUGCAUUCAAAAAUGAAAUCGUUCAAACUGCCAAACUAUUUGUGUUCGAAAAUCGAUUCCGAACAUCCUAUACCUCACACAUUUGCCGUGGUUAUCGAACUCACCAAGGAAUCCACCACAAUUAAAGAUGUCACUUUUGAGUUUCAAUCACUCACACAGAUCCUUUGGCCUAAUGGUGAUCUAUACAAUAAGGCAUUUGCCAAGGAAAGUUUUAAAAUCGGGUCCUUGCAAUGGAAAACAAGUUUGUCCGAAGCAGACUACUAUAUCAACAAUUUAAAUUCCAACGAAGUUAAACUGAAAAAUAUCACGCCGGAAGAUUUAGCUAAACGAACCCGAGAAUACCACUUGGUGGACAUUCGCGAAUUAGACUCGGCUGGGUUGAAGGAGUAUAAUGAACGUGCCUCAAGUUCUUCCCAUGGUGAUUCAUAUAAAGCUGGUCUUUAUGUGUUUCUCUUACCUAUUCUCCUACCAGAACAUAUUCCAGCUUCGAUCAUCUCAAUCAAUGGUACCCUCGCUCAUACACUUUCUGUGAAUUUCAACAAGAUUAGCGAGCGACUCAAUCGGAAAAUUAAGGUUAAUGCGUCAUACAACUUACCUAUGGUUCGUACUCCGCCAAACUUUGCUAAUUCAAUCGCAGACAAGCCAAUUUAUGUCAAUAGAGUAUGGAAUGAUGCUGUUCAUUACAUUAUAACAUUCCCGAAAAAGUAUGUCUCAUUAGGUAAUGAACAUGUAAUCAAUGUGAAAUUAGUCCCGUUAGUUAAAGAUGUCAUUAUCAAGCGAAUCAAGUUUAAUGUAUUGGAGAGAAUCACUUAUUUGUCUCGCGAUUUACGUCGUGAGUAUGAUUAUGAUAGUGAGAAUCCAUUUUUGGCCCAUGCACCCUCAGAUAAGGUGCGUGAACGAGUUAUUUCAUUGUGCGAAUUAAGAACAAAGAACAAGAGUUCAUCGAAUGGGUUUACUGAUCCGUUCAAAGAAGAAGUAAUUAAAUGUCCUGAUAAUAAUUUGUUAUAUACUUGUUAUGAGCCAGAAGACAAAAUUGGAGAGUCUCCACCUGCUUCACCAGGAAAGCACAGAAAACACCUGCAUGUAACUACUCAGAGAGCUAUGAUUGCAUCUCCAUUAGAUAUUAAUAUCGCCCUUCCUUUCUUGACUUCAAGAACAGAUAAGUUAAUGAUGACUGCUUCUUCGCAGGAUGACGAACCUGAUAAACCAAGAUCAAGACGAGCAUCGCUUAUAAUGGACGGGUUUGAAUCAACCAAGGAAUCAUCGGUGAUUGGUACUUUAGAAACCAAUUUAAUCAACCACGAUGAAGUUGGACCUCAUGAAUUGAUCAAACCAAGUUCUUCAACCUAUGUUUCUGACGAUUUAUCUGUUAAGCAUCGACCACCAGAAAACAUCCAAAAGGGAUUCACUAUUCUUUCACGGGCACUUUAUCCUGAUUCCAAUUACCGUCAUAUUCAAAUAAACCACAGGCUACAAGUUUGUUUUAGAAUAUCCAAACCUGAUCCUAAGGAUAAUUAUAAAAUGCACCAUUAUGAAGUCGUCGUGGAUACUCCAUUGAUCUUGUUGAGUUCAAAGUGUAAUGAUGGAUCAAUGCAAUUGCCAAAGUAUGACGAGAUAGAUAUAGCUGACAUUGUUGCUGAACCAGCCAGUCCCAAGAUAUCUUUCCGCACGCCAAAUUAUCAACAUAACGGAGUUACAAUCAAGCAAUGGGAUCAAGAUGUUACACAUGAAGAGUAUUUGCCCACGUUUGAAGAGGCGGUGAAGCAACCACUGGGAUCAAGCACCACACCAAGUCCCAGCCCUGUGGUUAGAUCUAUGUCUAUCGAGGAAGAUCCAUUGAGUAGAAUACCCUCGAUUUCUUUGCCUCCUGGCGUGAACAGUGAUCCUCCGGCAUAUGAACCGCCCAGUGAUAAACUCAUUGAUGAAGUUGUGAGUUCCUCGAGCGAGGGGGAUGGCAUGCCUGGUCCUUCGCGAAUGAAGGCAAGUUUAUCGAAUUCGUUUGCCAAGAAGAUCGAGCUUGAGGAUGAUGGUAGUAUUGAUUCUAACUUGUCAUCGCAUUCUUCUGAUGGUUCGUCGUUCAUUGUCGGCACGUCGGAGUCCUCAGUGCAGGACACUCCUGAUUUAUCGGCGAGUUUAUCCGCACCACCAGCGAUAAAUGUCAGCUCACCUGAGGAAGGUAAUGAAGAGGAAGAAGAAGAAGAAGAAGAGCUGCUGGUUGUUUACUUAAACGAGAACAAUGCGAGUAAGGUGAUGAACAAAGCCAUCAGUGAGUUUGCCAUUGAUGAUGACGACGAGAGACGUGAUGAAAUAAUUACUAGUGUUGACAACAGCUAGCUAACGAUGUCAUGACGAUUUUAUAGAAAACAACAAGAGUAUUUAGAUUUUAAUGUAUAAUGUUUCAUAUCAA
Spathaspora passalidarum NRRL Y-27907 is the source of this 3240-nucleotide messenger RNA. RefSeq names its product Ecm21p (gene ECM21). The coding region runs from base 105 to 3167 and encodes 1020 amino acids. The record is from RefSeq and is a predicted model, not a curated record. The transcript is spliced from 2 exons. Lineage: Eukaryota; Fungi; Ascomycota; Pichiomycetes; Serinales; Debaryomycetaceae.